Tarenaya hassleriana is the source of this 2304-nucleotide messenger RNA. Its product is annotated as pentatricopeptide repeat-containing protein At1g63330-like. NCBI's taxonomy places the organism in Eukaryota, Viridiplantae, Streptophyta, Magnoliopsida, Brassicales, Cleomaceae. Gene Ontology annotation, molecular function: protein binding. The record is from RefSeq and is a predicted model, not a curated record. Bases 77 to 1903 code for a protein of 608 amino acids. The transcript has 2 exons.
GCAAACCAGAAUUGCACAUCUCUCUUGCCUCGUUUUCUGUUUCCUGAAUCUGUCCUGUCCUAGUGUCGAAACUCAGAUGUCGGCGAUGAUGCGGAGGAUGGCUUCUGCUUCUACUUCAGGUUUUGUUCAUUCUCAUCUCUCCUCUUGUCUCUAUCUCCGUCCGAGAUUCAGCAGUUCUGUCCCUUAUAGUAAUGUGAAAGAUGUUGUUGAUGUAUUCGACCAAAUGGUUCGAUCUCGUCCCCUCCCUUCCAUCGUUGAUUUCAAUAAAUUACUAAGUGCAAUUGCCAAAAUGAAACGGUACGAUAUCGUUAUUUCUCUUUGCAAGAGGAUGGAAUUGCACGGGAUUUCACAUAGCAACUACAGUUUGAAUAUUCUUAUCAACUGUUUCUGCCGCUCACGUCAAGUGGGUUUGGGAUUUUCGGUUUUGGGGAAAAUCAUAAAAAUGGGUUACGAGCCAAAUGUUGUCACAUUCACCACCCUCAUCAAUGGAUUAUGUCUGGAGGGUAAGCUUUCUGCGGCAUUAAGCUUAGUUGAACGAAUGGUAGAAGAUGGAUAUACUCCUAACGUUGUAACAUGUACCACUGUUGUCAACGGACUUUGUCUCCAAGGUAGAAUCCGCAAGGCUUUCACUUUAGUUGAUCAGAUGUCAGAGAAAGGCUAUCAACCCAAUGUAUUCACUUAUGGUGCUAUUGUGAAUGGCAUUUGCAAGUUGGGAGAUUCCGCUCUAGCUUUAAAUUUGAUCACCAAGAUGGAGGAAAGGCAUGUUGAGAUCAAUGUCGUAGUUUAUAAUACGAUUAUAGAUUGUCUUUGUAAAGGCGGACUUAUAGAUGAUGCGAUUAAUCUGUUUAGAAAGAUGGAUGAUCGAGGAGUUACGCCAAAUAUUGUUACCUACAACACUUUGGUAAAUGGUCUUUGUAGUUAUGGUAGAUGGGGUGAUGUCGCACGAUCAUUGAAUGAUAUGAUCAAAAGGAAAAUCAUCCCUGAAGUUGUCACUUUCACCAGAUUAAUUGAUAAUUUUGUUAAAGAGGGAAAGUUUCUAGAAGCCAGUAAACUUUACGAGCAAAUGGUUCAGACAGGGUUGGUUCCGAAUACUUUCACAUAUAAUUCGUUGAUAAAAGGAUUUUGCAUGCAGAAUCGUCUUGAUGAGGCGAAAAAAAUGUUUGAUUUUAUGGCAACCAAGGGAUGUUCUCCAAACGUGGUGACUUUUAACACUCUCAUAGAUGGAUUUUGCAAGUCCAGUAGGGUCGACGACGGUAUGAAACUCUUUAGUGAGAUGUCUCAAAGAGGAGUUGUUGCUGAUACACAUACUUACAACACUCUCAUCCAAUGGUUUUGUCGAGUAGGCAACCUUGAUGCUGCCCGAAAACAUUUUCUAGAGACGCAGGGUCAUGGUCCUCAUCCAGAUCUUAUCACUUUCAAUGUUCUGCUUGAUGGACUAUGUAAGAAUGGAAAUUUAGAAAAGGCAUUGAGUUUAUACAAUAAGAUGGAAAAGAGUGGGAUGAAUCUUGAUAUAAUCGCACAUACUAUAAUCAUUCAUGGCUUGUGUAUGGAUGACAAGGUUGAGGACGCAUUGCGAUUGUUUAAUGGGCUAUUUGAUAGAGGGGUGGAGCCAAAUGUGAAAACAUAUACUGCAAUGAUUUCUGGACUUUGUAGAAAAGGUUUACUUGAUGAAGCCGGAAAUCUAUUUAGAGAUAUGAAAGAGGCUGGUUGUUUUCCAAAUGAUCGCACAUACAAUGCGUUGAUUCGGGGUCAUCUCAUAAAUGGAUAUACAUCUAUGGGUGUCGAGCUUGUACGCGAAAUGCGUAGCUGUGGGUUCUCUGCGGAUGCAUCAACCACGGAGAUUAUUGUAGAUAUGAUAUAUGAUGGAGGAUUGGAUAAGAAAUUUGUGGAUUCUCGGCCAUAGUUGUUUGGUUUUCGCAGUAGGAUCUUGCCCUCCGUAACGGCAGUCAUUUGAAUAACGGGUGGAUCUUUCUUUCCUGUACUUGGCAUGUUUAUGUGUUGCAUGUGAGUUUGGGUUCAAGGAGUUCGUUCUUAUCUGCUUUUUGUUUUGUUUUUCCUGUGGAUGGUUGUGUUCUCUAGGAAAGGUGGAAAUUCCUGCAAGUGAAUCGGAGACUUACCAGAUGGUUGGAUCCUCCGUCUUGUGAUGUUUAAUUAAUCUUCUUGGUAAGGAACAAUUGCUAUAUGAUUGUUUUUGAGAUAUUGUAUUAGCUUAUAUCGUGUAAAUAAAUUCACUUUAUUGAAAGAAUGCUACUAACGAUGUUUGUUAUGAGUUUUAUAUAGUGCAUCCGCUUGAUAACUUUUUUA